This is a messenger RNA of Monodelphis domestica (gray short-tailed opossum), 5037 nucleotides long. RefSeq names its product solute carrier family 35 member E3 (gene SLC35E3). The record is from RefSeq and is a predicted model, not a curated record. NCBI's taxonomy places the organism in Eukaryota, Metazoa, Chordata, Mammalia, Didelphimorphia, Didelphidae.
GAGGUCCCCGGGGCUAAACUCGCAGGGCUGUUUCCCACUCCUAUCAGAAGCUCCCCGUGGGUAGGGCAGCUGGAGUUUGUGGGUAGAACCCAGCAUGCGCGGAGCGUGCCGGGUAGAAGUCUGGUUAAUGGCUGGCCCAGAAGAUUUAAGCAGCAGGGUGAUGGGCCACAGUUCUUGCUUUCUCCUGGAUCUCUGCUGGCGCGGCCCCCUGGGAAAGGCCGGCGAAGCCCCGGAGCCUCCCUAGACCGGCCUCCAUCUAUUACAGGGGCCCGUUAGCUGGAAGCGCCUGGGUCCCACUCCUGGGCCGUAAGAAGUCCGGGGUUUUCACUCUCCUAGCCACGGACGAGGCGGCGGCGCUUCCCGUCCAACAGAGGGAACGCCGGCCCCAGAGCGAGCGGAAGCGGCGGCGCCCGAGUCACAUGGUGGCGGAGCAGGAACGUGGCAAGGGGCGGGCCGGAGGCAGAGCGUGCGGCGUCCUGGGCUCCACUGAAUGGGCAGCCGCGGCGGAGGCAGGGGCAGAGGCAGAGGCAUGAAGUGAGCUGCGCCGCGGGGACUGAGGCCGCAGCCAGUGCUGCCUCUUCCCGGUAGCGCGUGGAGGCGCUGGGCGGUGAGGAGGGGGAGGGACGCGGGCCGGAGAGGAGCUGCUGCUGCUGCUGCUGCCCUUGGGCCACGGUGCCCUGAGCUGGGCGAUCAUGGCAUCUCUGGUGCACAUGCUCCAGGAGAAUGGGCGCAUAGCGGCCGGGCUCCUGCUCAACCUGCUGGUGUCCAUUUGCAUCGUCUUCCUGAAUAAGUGGAUCUAUGUGCACCACGGCUUCCCCAACAUGAGCCUGACCCUGGUGCACUUCGUGGUGACCGGGCUGGGCUUGUACAUUUGUCAGAAACUGGACAUUUUUGCCCCUAAGAGCCUGCAGCCGUCCCGGCUGCUGCUCCUGGCCCUCAGCUUCUGUGGCUUCGUGGUCUUCACCAACCUCUCUCUCCAGAACAACACAAUAGGCACCUAUCAGUUGGCCAAGGCCAUGACCACCCCCGUGAUCAUAGCCAUCCAGACCCUGUUCUACAAGAAAACCUUCUCUGCCAAAAUCCAGCUCACCCUGAUUCCUAUAACUUUAGGUGUCGUCCUAAAUUCUUAUUAUGAUGUGAAGUUUAAUUUUCUUGGAAUGGUGUUUGCUGCCCUCGGGGUCGUAGUGACAUCCCUUUAUCAAGUGUGGGUCGGAGCCAAGCAGCACGAGCUGCAGGUGAACUCCAUGCAGCUGCUCUACUACCAGGCCCCGAUGUCGUCGGCCAUGCUGCUCCUGGUGGUGCCCUUCUUCGAGCCCGUGCUUGGCCAAGGCGGCAUCCUGGGGCCCUGGUCCUUUCCUGCCCUGCUCAUGGUGCUGCUCUCUGGAGUCAUAGCCUUUCUGGUCAAUUUAUCCAUAUACUGGAUCAUUGGAAAUACUUCUCCAGUCACGUAUAACAUGUUUGGACACUUCAAAUUCUGCAUUACUUUAUUUGGAGGAUAUGUUCUAUUUAAGGAUCCACUAUCAGUUAACCAGGGACUUGGCAUUUUAUGCACAUUAUUUGGCAUUCUAGCCUAUACUCAUUUUAAACUUAGUGAACAAGAAGGCAACAGGAGCAAAUUGGUACAACGUCCUUGAGGGAGUUUUCAUAAAGAAAAUAUAAUCGCCUCAGACUAAUGAAAAAUGUUGGCAAGUGUGCACUGAUCUUUUUAUAAUAAGCAAAAAAUUAAUUUAAAAAUCUGCCAUAAUAAGCUACCCGGAUAGUGAAAUAAAGUGUAUUUUUUACAUGUUAAAACUGAUUUUCAAUUGCUAAGUGAUUAUUUUCUUAAACAAAGGUGGCCCACACUGAGUCUUAGAUGUCAGCUUUCUGAUCAUAAAGGAAGCUAGCUUCAUCCAAAUGAGUAAUCAGAAUUAAAAUUGUUCUAAUAACACAAAAGACAUUUUUACUAGUGCCAUACAAAAAUAGGACUAUUUUCUAGAAUGUAAGAUUUCAUUUAAAUACAUAUGUAUUAUCACUGGUAAUUUCUCAUUAGUUGGCAUAUAUAUUAUUGCUUUUAGCAAAAUCUUAAACUCUUAUGGAAUUUGGAAUUCCAUUGGAUUUGGCAUAACUUCAGGAUUGUUUUAUUUACAGAAAUCAGACUGAGAAUGAAAUACAAAAGAUGGUUAAGAUAAAUGGUUUCACAUUUAUUUUUAUGGAGGGAAAAGGUAAUACAAAGGAAGGUUAAAUUGUCCAGAAGCUGAAACCUUCUAUUGUCUUGUGUGGGGCUUUUUAAUCACACUCUUGGUCCAGUGAAACAAACAUACUUUUUAGACUCAGAGACCGAUGUCAUCCAAGCUCUAAAUGGAAAUGGGCCAAGUGAAUUAUGGAAAUAACUAUAAUAAUGAUGAUGACUGUAAUGAUAUCGGGCAGAAUUUGUAGUGGUUUUUCCUCCUUCUUGGCAAGCUAAACACCAAGCAUUUCAGAGCUGUAGCUUUGGAUGCAGCAGAUUGGGAUUGCUUAGGUUCCAAGAGCCCCCAUUUCCUUUUGGCAAUUAAGAUCAGUGCAAACUAUAUACCCAGCCUAACAAAGAUGACAAAGAAUCCAAAGAAACAAGUUGAGGUAGAAACUGAAAUCUCAGGAAUAUCUAGGAAGAAAGAUUGGAAAAAGGACAAUUUGACUUGGAAAAUAAUUUACAUUGUAAUUCUUUUCCAUGACAACUUUUGAUGGACUUUUUUUUAAGGCAGAAUUGGAUCUUCUUGGAGGAAAAAAAGGCCAGUAAGAAUGAUUGUUAUAUUAAAAAAAAAAUAUUGUGCCAUGUACUUAGGAUAGUUUAUUAUCUAUACUCCUUGAAAUUGUUACCCAUACUCUUGAGCUUUGUAGAAUGUUUUAAGCUAUUAAAUGGCACUAAGACUUUUUGGGCACCUUGUCUGAGGUAGCUGAAUGAUAGUAACUGUCUCACAAUAAAGGAACUUGGUUAGUUAUUUUCUUCUAUAAGAAUUAUGUUCCUAAGUACUGCUGGUUGUUUUUAAAUUUUAUUUUUUCUAAUUAUGUCUGCUCUCCCCUCCAUGGGAAGUAAUUUGAGAUAGUCUAUACUUAUUAAGGACUGUUAUUUAUUUAAUUUUUUAGUUAUUCAUUUUGUAAUAGUCAUCUUUUAAAACUAAGCCCCCAUUUAAACAAAUGACAUGUUUUCUUCUGGAUUUCUCCUCCCACAGUUCUUUCUCUCAAUGUUAGAGCAUUCUUGUUCCUAAAUAUCUCAGCACUGAAAGACGGUUAUAUUUGAGAGGCCAUGGGGCACUGUGGAUAAAGGAAGGCCUUGACCAAGGCCUAGUUUGAUAACCUGCUCUUGAUGCAUCCUAGAUGCCUGGGACCAUGGGCAGGUCACAACCUCCAGAGGCAGCUCUUGGAUUCUGGAUCUGCUUCUGAGGAGGGAGGGAACUUGCAUUCCAGGUGUUCUCUUCACUGAAGAAAUUUUAAAAAAAAGAUGCUUUGUCUGUUUUGUGUAUCAGCAGCAAUUUUGUGGGACCAAGGGCUCCCUGAAGGACAGUCUGUUCUGGACUCACUGGAACUGUGUGGCCUCUCUUCUAAUCUAUUUUGAUAGCUUUUAAGCCUCAAGUCUAUUCGGGUGUUUAUCUUUGUAUUUUUAAAACAUUCUUUGGUUUUCUCUAUUUUAUAGAACUGUUUAAUUGUAUUAAGAAUGAUAAAGCAAUUUGUACAGACCUCUGUUUGGCCUAAGUUUGAUUUUACAUAGACCAAGUGAAAAUAAAGAUAAGCUCCAGGUGAGUGUUUUUGGAGCAGUGAGGCACACUCUAGGCACUGGUGUGUGCUAGGCACAAACUCUUUAUCCUAAUCCUAAGUAAAUUCUAAAAAAUAAAUAAAAUGGGGCUUUGGGGGGUUAGGAAAGGGCUACCACCAAAGUCUCUGCAGCAAGAAGGGGGGCCAGAGGUGUGCUAUCUGUGAAUCUUACAGAGAUUAGAUAAGAACCACAAGAGGAGAAUGUUUUCUGUACAGAAGAUAAUCUGAGUAGCACAAAGAUAGAAGACAAGCACAAAGGUGAGAUGUUUGAAGACUGCAACAGGAGCACUGGCCACCUUCCCAUCCUGCCUCACAAACCAGCUGAGUGACUUCACAUUUUUGGGCCUGGGCGCCACCCUCUUCCAUUGUUGUGAGGUGAGAAAACAUGGGGAAAAGGCUCUGCAGCCCUCCACAUGGAUAUUGGGAUUUGGCUGGAUUGAGGGGACCAAAGUCAUCUUUGAUCACAAGCCAAGCUGCUUCGGGUUCUACUUGAGGAGGAAAGCUGGAGGCAUUUCCUUGAAUUUGAGGACGUUGGAUGACCCUGAAGAUCCCCUCCAUGUCUAGGUCAGAGCCUGUUGCUUUGUGUCAUGCAUGUCAUCUAAUGGGACUUUGCAUAGUUUCUGGAUAGGUCCAGUUUAGUCAAAUAAAAUUCUUGUCUUCGUAUUGAAGUCAUAUUUCCUGGAAAGAGAACACCCACUCCCCACCCCUGUUGUCCCCAAAGUGCAUUCUUGGUUGUAGGGAGAGUUUUGGUGGGCACUGGCCAAAGUCUGGGGUGGCAGCCAAUGAGCGUCCAUCUGUCCAUGCCUGCUAGCUGCUGCCAGAUUACCAGAGUCCUUCAUUUCAUCAUAUCUAUCUUUUGUGAAUUUUAAAAUCUCCAUCUUGCUUUGUUUAGCACCCAAAAAUUGUGCACACCCACACUACAUGGGCAUGUGCUAGUCAAUGACAAAUCAGAGAUAACUAACUGCCCACCUGGGCUGUCCUAAGCCAAGCUGGAGUCACCAUUGGCACUUGAGAGGCACAGGAAGUGAGGUAGGGAACAGCCUCUGGAAUUCGCGCACUUCCUGUGGACAGGGCUAGGAGCUUGAGUGGAGAGGAGGCCCACAGACACGUGAGUCAAGGACUGAUUCUCUUUUCUACCUUGGCCUUCGGGCCUAAACUCCCUCUGGCUCUGCCAGAAGGUUGAGUUAACCUUUUUCCCAUUUCUCUUCUUUCCUUCUCUCCGUCUCCUUUUUUUUUACUCCUGUUGUGAUUAAACCACCAUAAACUCCA